Messenger RNA from Fusarium odoratissimum NRRL 54006, 762 nucleotides. RefSeq lists its product as uncharacterized. NCBI's taxonomy places the organism in Eukaryota, Fungi, Ascomycota, Sordariomycetes, Hypocreales, Nectriaceae. Bases 1 to 762 code for a protein of 253 amino acids. The record is from RefSeq and is a predicted model, not a curated record. The transcript has a single exon.
AUGGCUUCAUCAUCAAUCAUUUCAACUCCCCCACUCUCAAAUGACCUACCCAGACUCCCACUGGAGAUCUGGAUUCAGAUUUUCGAGGAUCUUGUUGUACCACAGAAUAUGCGGUCCUUAAUUUCUGCUUCGCCUAUCGCCUAUGGCUACUUUCAAGGUGGCAAAAGCUAUAUCCUACGGCCCUUCGUCACCAGGCUUAACAACCACCCCAUCUUCGACGCUGACAUUAUUGCUCUUCUAUUGUCCGCAGCCAGGGUUAUAAAAGUGUUGUACAAAACGCCUGGCCUUACCUUGUCAGAGAUCGGAGAUAAAGUUUCGGCAUUUCUCAAUCCUCUUUUUAGACCGGACACUCCAAAUCCUUUUCGAGAAUGGGAUCAGAAUUUAUCAGCUAUCAUCGAGGUCGCCAAAGGUUAUCAAGAGAUCAACUGCGCGGUGGCACUUUACAAAACUAUGAGAGCUCAUCCAACAGUGCCCCCAGUAUCGAACUCUGAACUCAAGAAGUUCUCUCUCACCUUCAUGCGUCACACGAUCUUGCUUGACUUAUCUACUUACCAUAACGGCACCUUGUUCAACCCAAACACAUCCAUACUGGACCCAAUGGCGUGGCAAGCAGCCAACCCUAAUCUCAAAGACCCUGUUCCAAAGCUAUGGCAACGAUCUUCAGAUAAUCCAGGGGGUUGGGCUGUCAGUGGCCGGGGGUUGGUGCAUGUCGCAGUAGAUAUUGCCGUUGAGCUCCAUCGGCCAUAUGAUCGGCCUUACUGA